AUCAAAAACGCAUGUCAGAAACGAAAGAAACGCUGCCAGUCUUCCCGAGUGCCUGAGAGAGGCUGGACAAUUUUGUUCAUCCUAGAUAUUUAAAUAUAUCAUAUUUUUAUUUACCACUUUUUUGCGGUCCCUCGUAAACCCGGUGACACUCCCAAUCAGAUCUGCAACUCAAUUCGAUAUGAAGACUUAUUUUGUGCCACUCUUACUUUUGGGUAUUGCUAAUGCCAAAGUUUUACCCGAUUACCUGAAACCGUUUGUCUGCCACAAAUCCGAUCCGGAAUAUGAAAAAUGUGUGCUGAAUGGUUUUGAAAAUGCUCGUCCUUAUUUCCUGAAGGGAAUUCCCGAAAUGAGUUUCCCUCCAUUAGACCCAUUUGAGCUCCCGCUUAUGACCGUCAACAGGACUUUGAACGACUUGAUCGCCAUUCAAGCAGUUUGCAGGAAUAUCAGAGUGUUGGGUGGAGCGAACACUGUAAUCGACGGUGUCAAGGCGGAUCCACUUAGCCAUUCUGGCGAGAUAAGGGUAACCAUCCCUUGGAAUUAUUUGGAAAUGGAGUACGAAGUGACCGGUCAACUCCUGGCCAUUCCACUCAGGAGCAAAGGUUUCUUCAGAGGCAAUUUUACUGAUACGCAAAUUCACGUCAAAGGGUCAUUAGAAACGUACCAAAAAGAUGGCGUGGAUUAUUUCAGGGUCCAAAAACUCAACAGCAAAAUCACUGUCGGGGAUGGAUACAUUAAGCUAAUAUCGAAAAAUCCAGAUUUGCAGCUGGGCGCCGAUUUGAUAUCGUCUUUUUUCAACGAAAAUCCCAGACGUGUAAUGGACGCUGUCAACCCGAUUUUUGUCGAAACAUCCAACGAGCUAUUCAGAGUUGUGGCCGAUCAGAUUUUGGCCAACCUGCCAGCGUCAGAAUGGUUGCCGGCCUAACCAACAUCAGCAACGGAAGUGUUCAAUUAAAGUUGUUUAUUUGGCCCAUUCAAUCAGUGAAUCUUAGUUACCGCUGCUAGUCAUAAAAUGUUCAGCUUACAAAUUGGGGGUUUGAGGAAGAAGUUUGGGGAUUAAAUUUUUGUAAUAAAAAACUAAGAAAUUUUAUAA
Molecule: messenger RNA, 1090 nt
Organism: Cylas formicarius (sweet potato weevil)
Lineage: Eukaryota; Metazoa; Arthropoda; Insecta; Coleoptera; Brentidae
Exons: 6
Coding region: 179-922 (247 amino acids)
Source: RefSeq, a predicted model, not a curated record